This is a messenger RNA of Gallus gallus (chicken), 1627 nucleotides long. It is a transcript of the gene OASL, whose product is annotated as 2'-5'-oligoadenylate synthetase like. NCBI's taxonomy places the organism in Eukaryota, Metazoa, Chordata, Aves, Galliformes, Phasianidae. Gene Ontology annotation, molecular function: 2'-5'-oligoadenylate synthetase activity; protein binding; double-stranded RNA binding. Gene Ontology annotation, biological process: regulation of ribonuclease activity; negative regulation of viral genome replication; defense response to virus. The record is from RefSeq and is marked validated. Gene Ontology annotation, cellular component: cytosol; membrane; nucleoplasm. Bases 13 to 1563 code for a protein of 516 amino acids. The transcript has 6 exons.
GUGGUGAGCGGAAUGGAGCUGGGCGUGAGGUGGGAGAUGGGGUUGGAGAGCGUGAGCUCGCGCCAGCUGGAGGGCUGGGUGGCCGCCCACCUGCAGCCCAGCACGGAAUUCAGCACGGCGGUGAAGCAGACGGUGAAGGACAUCUGCGACUUCCUCAAGGAGCGCUGCUUCGAAGGCAUCAGCGUCCUCAAGACCGUCAAGGGCGGCUCGGCGGGGAAGGGCACGGCGCUGCGCAACAACUCGGAUGCCGACGUGGUGCUCUUCAUCAACUGCUUCUCCAGCUACCAGGAGCAGGAGGCGCGGCGGGGCCACAUCCUCGCCAUCAUCGAGAGGCGGCUCAACGAGUGCCUCCCGACGCUGUCCUUCGGAGUCAGCAUCACCAGUCCGCGCUACAAGGACAGCCGGGACAGACCGCGCUCCCUCAGCCUCACCCUCUCCUCCAGCGCCUCCAGAGAGUCCAUCGACGUCGACAUCCUGCCUGCUUACGACGCACUGGGGCAGGUGAUUCAGGAUGCCCGCCCGGACCCCGCGGUCUACGUGAAGCUGUUGGCCACGCGCUGCGGCCCCGGCGAUUUCUCCCCCAGCUUCACAGAACUGCAGAAGAACUUUGUGAAGUGGCGCCCUGCUAAGCUGAAAGACCUGCUGCGCCUGGUCAAGCACUGGUACAAGGAGAUGUUGAAGCCGAAGUACCCCAACGCUAAGCUGCCCCCCAAGUAUGCACUGGAGCUGCUGACCAUCUACGCCUGGGAGGAGGGCACAGGCAGGGAGGACUUCAGCAUGGCUGAAGGCUUCUGCACUGUGCUGGAGCUGCUUGGCCAGUACCGGGACAUCUGUAUUUACUGGGAGAAGUACUAUUCCCUGGAGGAUGAGUGGGUCGGUGCCUACCUGAAGGAGCAGCUGCGCCAGCCCCGCCCCGUCAUCCUGGAUCCCGCCGACCCCACCGGCAUCCUGGGCCAAGGCAAGAACUGGGACUUGGUGGCCAAGGAGGCUGCCGAGAGCCGUGUGUCACUGCCCUGCGUCAGCGAUGUCUGCUCCUGGGACGUGCAGCCCACCCGACCUGUGAAGGUGCAAGUGAAGCAGCUGCAGGGCAUGAGCCUGACCAGGAAGGUCCACCCCAGCACCACAGUCUGGGAGCUGAAGGGGGAGAUAGAGAAGGAGUGGUGCAUCCCCCGCUACCAGCAGCGCCUGGCCCUGCAGGACAACCCCAGCAACCUGCCUGCGCUGCGGGAUGGGGACAGCCUGGCCGCCCACGGCCUCUUCUACGACAUCGUGCUGCUGCUGCUGUGCACCGAGCCCCAGGAGAUGGAGGUCCUGGUGAAGGACAGUAACAAGACCACAGUCUACACCGUACGGCCCACGGACACUGUGAAGCAGCUGAAGCAGCAGAUCUAUGCCCGCCAGCACGUGCCCGUGGAGCAGCAGCGCCUGACCUACGAGACCAAGGAGCUGGAGAACCACCACACGCUGGAGCACUACCACGUGCAGCCCCGCAGCACCAUCUACCUCCUGCUGAGGCUGCGGGGUGGCGCGGGGCCGCUGCCCAGACGCUGCGUGCCCUCCUGAGCUCCUCCAACCCCCAGCCUGCAGCCCUGCCCCGUCCCCCUGGGAAUAAAAGCUGUGAACUCUG